GUCAUGUCGGAAGUUGGUGACGGACCGUAUUUACGAUGGCAAGAUAAGACUUUCGACGCUACAGACUCUCUGUCUCCUCAGCAUGAUCAGCUUCUCGGAAGGAUAUGUGAUGCAAGCUGGCCUGGACCUCGAUAUGGCGAAUUACUUUGCCAAUGGACUACCCCUUGGUUCAAGUCUAGGAGAUCCUUUCGAAUAUUCUCCACGCAUUCAGGCUAUCUCGUUACUGCAGAGCUUACAGGGAUCCAUCCCAGAUGUUACGAAACCUGCUAAUAUUCAAGGGACUCUCCAGAGUGCCAAUCAUCUUCUGGAAUUCAUCAACCACCGUGCAGAAAGGUUUUUCAUUACCACGCGAGCCCAGCAUGCAAACAGAACCAAAUGAUAAUCAAGGUAUUUUGACAUACAUGUCACAAGCUGCCAAGGUCUGGCAUUUGGCAAGGGCAUAUGCAGCGAUGAGAAUUGGACCAGAUAGCCCUCCACCUUGGAACCCGCAGUCUGACUAUGCACUCGUCAAUUUACGUAACCUUGAGCUUGACUGCCGCUUCCCCCUUGUCUACCGCUUUGCUACCAAUAACUUCGGCGAAGUUCCACCGGAGGAACUACAGCAGCGUCGAGAUUACUGGGGCCCGUGGAUAUUUAUCCAGUUCAUACACGCGGCUAUACCAACUCUGCUAAAUCAUCCGUUCCUCUUAUCUCUCCGACUGAAGAACUUUCGGCAUAUGAUCCCUCAGACAUUUAUGUAUCAGUCAUUUGAUCUUAUCUCGAAACAUACAGCCUGGAUUAUCUGCUACCUCGAUUUGCUGGAACAGCAGCAGUUUGAGAUAACGGACCCUACGAUAGCACAUGCGGUUGUCAUAGUUGCAACCAUCCAUCUGCAGCACAGCUUUGUCGAAGAUAGUGUGCUGCGUACAAAAGCACAGCGUGGUUAUGACAAAUGCAUGCGGUUCUUGGACCAUAUGGGUUCCAAUUGGCCGGUCGUCUUCACUAUGACCCAGAAGCUCCGUAAAUUACAAAAUAGCAUAACCACUGUUCCAGCAACUAGCGGCGGGUCUGGUGACAAUCAGCGAUCAUGGUCCAUAGACGCGCAACUACUCUGGGAGAUCCUGAUCUACGAGAAGUCCGAGAACGACAACAGCUCUUCCGAUAAAUCGAUGUACGGUGAUAUCAUAACCUCGGAUACUGAGCAUAGUGAGCAAGACAUGGGCGGAGGUUUCGCCAUAGUCGGCUCGGCAGGUAUUUCCGGUCACAAGGGAUCGCUGAGAGAUAUCUCGGCAUAUGCACCCCAAGACAAAGAUCCUUACGAGACAUUGGGUAGCCUCGCUACUCCCAGCGGGAAUAGGCCUAGAAUGCAGGAAUCUAGUAUUUUUGGCGAUGUACCAGACUUUGGCACGAUAGAUCAGGAUAACUUUCUCUUACAAGCUGAGGAUUUUGGACGAGCAGUUAUGGAUUAG
Molecule: messenger RNA, 1448 nt
Organism: Fusarium odoratissimum NRRL 54006
Lineage: Eukaryota; Fungi; Ascomycota; Sordariomycetes; Hypocreales; Nectriaceae
Exons: 3
Coding region: 252-1448 (398 amino acids)
Cellular component (GO): nucleus
Source: RefSeq, a predicted model, not a curated record